AUGUUCACGUUCAGCCCAUUGCAGGGGGCGCUCUCGGAAUCAGCUGCGUCGCAAUCCAUCUUGGAGCUAGAUGGAGGCAUCAAGGUGCUGGUCGAUGUAGGCUGGGACGAAUCAUUCGACGUCGCCAAACUCAAGGAGCUGGAGAAACAAGUGCCGACCUUGUCCUUGAUCCUCCUCACGCAUGCGACGACGAGCCACAUCGCAGCCUUCGCCCACUGCUGUAAACACUUUCCUCUGUUUACGCGCAUACCAAUUUAUGCAACAACUCCAGUCAUCGCGCUCGGCCGAACCCUCCUCCAAGACCUCUAUGCCUCUACGCCCUGCGCCGCCACCACCAUACCCCCGAGCGCUCUGGACGAAGUCUCGUAUACAACUCACGAGCCCUCCUCCGACAUACUGCUACAAGCUCCGACCUCGGAAGAGAUCGCGACGUACUUCUCCCUCAUUCAUCCUCUGAAGUACUCUCAGCCUUACCAACCCCUCGGCUCCCCAUUUUCACCUCCCCUGAACGGCCUAAGUAUUACCGCAUACAACUCGGGUCACACGUUGGGUGGUACUAUUUGGCAUAUACAACAUGGUCUGGAGUCCAUUGUGUAUGCUGUUGAUUGGAACCAGGCGCGCGAGAAUGUCUAUGCAAGCGCCGCUUGGCUGGGCGGUGGUGCCGGUGGUGGCCGCUCCCAGGUCAUCGAACAAUUACACAAGCCUACUGCCUUGGUCUGCAGCAGCAGAGGAGGUGAAAAACCUGCUCUGCCCGGAGGCCGGAGCAAGCGAGACGAACAGCUCCUCGAGAAAGUGAGAUCGUGUGUUGCGCGGGGAGGUACAGUUCUGAUUCCUAUCGACUCGAGCGCGCGUGUUUUGGAGCUUGCCUAUUUGAUGGAGCAUGCUUGGCGGUCCGAUUCUGCGACGGCUGAUGGUCAACUCAAGUCGGCGAAGCUCUACCUCGCCGGGCGCAACAUCCACAGCACCAUGAAAUAUGCGCGAAGUAUGCUGGAAUGGAUGGACGAGAGUAUCGUACGCGAGUUCGAGGCUGUCGCCGACGGGUUUAAGCGAGGCAACGGAGCGGCAGAUGGAGCUAAACAGGGCAAGGAUGGUGGUCCCUUCGACUUUAGGUUUCUAAGGCUGCUUGACAGGAAUGGUCAAGUUGAUAAGGUCCUCAGCCGGGAUGUUGAAGCCGAUGCCGCAGUGGGAACAGUCAUUCUUGCCAGUGACACGAGUCUUGAGUGGGGUUUCUCAAAGCUCGUGUUGAAGAGGCUUGCCGAAGACGCGAAGAAUAUGGUCAUCUUGACCGAGUAUCCCUCAGUAGCCUCCGACACUCGGCCAUCUUUGGCAAGGACUCUCUGGAAUUGGUGGAAGGAGCGCUCAGAACAGACAAGUGACGGCGCGAACGGCUCAGCCGCGCUUGAAAUCGAACUCACAGACGCACAAAGGCAGGCUCUCGAGGGCAAUGAUUUGGCCAUAUAUCAGCAAUGGCUCGCCCAGCAACGUCAGCUCCAAACGACCCUUCAGAGCGGAGGCGCCACUGCACUCGAGACUUCUGGAGACGUAGCCGACGACGCUUCUGAGUCUUCGUCUGAGUCGGAGGAUUCCGAAGCUGAGCACCAAGGCAGGGCGUUGAAUGCAGCUACCACCAUGGGUCAAGCCAGCAGGAAGAAGGCUGCACUGACAGAUGAAGAUUUGGGCAUCAACGUACUGCUAAAGAAGAAGGGCGUCUAUGAUUUCGACAUUCGGAACAAAAAGGGGCGCGAUCGGAUGUUCCCUCAUCCCGUUCGACGGAAGCGCAAUGAUGACUACGGGGAACUGAUAAGACCAGAAGACUUUUUGAGAGCAGAAGAGCGCGAAGAUGCUGAUGGUGCCGAGAUGGACCAGGCAGGGAAGGGCGACGGUCGUGAUAAUCUCGGAAAGAAACGCAAAUGGGACGACACCGCAGCUUCGGGUAAGAACCGAGGUUCUGGCACCGCAAAACGUCCAAAUCUCACACGCAAUAUUUCUGACGAUGUGGAAAUGGCCGUUUCCGAGGACGUCGUUAUUGACGAGCUCGAUGGGGUGCCCGCCGAUGCAGAUGAAGCCACGAUUGGCCCCUCAAAGUUAGUAACGACGACGGAAAGGAUUCGAGUCAACAUCCAGAUCGAGUUCAUCGACUUCAGCGGCAUUCACGACAAACGAAGUCUACAUAUGCUGAUGCCUUUGAUCGAGCCCCGGAAGCUAAUCCUGGUUGGCGGGACCACUGAUGAGACAAUGGCGUUGGCUUCGGAUUGCAAGAAGCUUUUGACUGAAGGUUCAAUCGAUAUUCACACACCCAGCAUCGGAAUGAUCAUCGACGCGAGCGUGGAUACCAAUGCCUGGGUAGUCAAGCUUGCGCCGACCCUUGUGAAGCAGCUCAAGUGGCAAAGCGUGCGUGGACUCAGUAUUGCCACAGUGACUGGCCGGCUUCUUGCCAUGCAGAAGGACCUUGGUAUGAGCAACGAUGAGGACAUGGCCAAUAAGCGGCUGAAAACGGAGGAGCAGUCGGACACCAUAGCCGAAGUGGAAGCCGAACCGACACUGGAUGUCCUUCCCACGAACAUGGCAUCGGCAACACGAUCGGUAGCUCAACCACUGCAUGUCGGUGACCUUCGACUGGCGGAUCUGAGAAAGGCGAUGCAGCAGUCAGGUCAUACCGCGGAGUUCAGGGGCGAGGGUACAUUGCUGGUCGACGGCUCAGUGGUCGUACGGAAGACUACGACGGGCCGGGUUGAUGUCGAAAGCAUUGGCUUGCCGACGGAUGGAGGACCUGCUACAAUGUUUGGUGGAACGUUUUACGCUGUCAAGCGGACCAUCUAUGAGAAUUUGGCUGUGGUUGCUGGUGCUUGA
This is a messenger RNA of Anthostomella pinea, 2850 nucleotides long. The record is from the annotation of a GenBank genome assembly. Lineage: Eukaryota; Fungi; Ascomycota; Sordariomycetes; Xylariales; Xylariaceae.